AUUGCGUCGUAGCUUACAAGUAUCCUUCAUUUUACUCUUCUCUCCAGACCCUUCACGUUUAACAACGAUUAAUCAUGAGUGUCGAAAUGGAAACUUGCCCGGCGUCUGCGCCUUUCUUUGGGUUUAUGGGAGUGACUUCCGCCCUGGUGUUUGCCAAUAUUGGCGCCGCGUACGGAACAGCCAAGUCCGGAGUCGGUAUUUCCUCCAUGGGUGUGAUGAACCCGGGUCUGGUCAUGCGUAACAUCAUUCCCGUAGUCAUGGCGGGAGUUCUGGGAAUCUACGGGCUCAUUGUGGCCGUGAUUAUUCAGGGUUCCAUUGUAUCUCCGCAAAACGGACUUUCUCAGUACUCGCUAUACACCGGCUUUGCACAUUUGGCGGCUGGCCUAUGCUGCGGUCUUUCCGGUCUGGCGGCUGGUAUGGCCAUUGGUAUUGUAGGAGACGCCGGUGUCCGUGCGGUGGGUCAGCAAGAAAAGCUCUUUGUCGGUAUGAUUCUUAUCCUAAUUUUCGCCGAAGCCCUCGGUCUUUACGGUUUAAUUGUGGCCUUGAUCUUGUCGCAGAACUCGUUCGUGUGCGAGGGGAACAACUAACUGUAAUUUUGCCUUUGCGGGAAGCGAGCUAUUGACACUGGGUGAAUACGCGCAGCUUCUCUGCUUGCGCUACGGUGCUAGUAAACUGUUCGGAACUAGUUUGAUAACAGGUGUAACCUAGGACCAACCGAGAGUGUUUAAACGG
This is a messenger RNA of Phaeodactylum tricornutum CCAP 1055/1, 732 nucleotides long. RefSeq lists its product with no specific name. Gene Ontology annotation, molecular function: proton-transporting ATPase activity, rotational mechanism. Gene Ontology annotation, cellular component: proton-transporting V-type ATPase, V0 domain. The transcript has 2 exons. NCBI's taxonomy places the organism in Eukaryota, Bacillariophyta, Bacillariophyceae, Surirellales, Neidiaceae. Bases 75 to 587 code for a protein of 170 amino acids. The record is from RefSeq and is a predicted model, not a curated record. Gene Ontology annotation, biological process: proton transmembrane transport.